Molecule: messenger RNA, 606 nt
Organism: Triticum dicoccoides
Lineage: Eukaryota; Viridiplantae; Streptophyta; Magnoliopsida; Poales; Poaceae
Product: light-harvesting complex-like protein OHP1, chloroplastic
Exons: 3
Coding region: 134-463 (109 amino acids)
Source: RefSeq, a predicted model, not a curated record
CCAGCCUCUCUGCCGCUCGUUCGCUAGCCACCUCUCUCUACCUCUGAGCCGUUGCGUUGCAGCCUCAGCCUGCUCUCCUUCCUCCCUCCCCUACCAAACUCUCCGUCGUGCCGUGGUUAAUCAGCGUACAGCAAUGGCCGUGGCCUCCAUGGUUCAGGCACCAUCUCUGCUGGCAGUCCAGGCCCUCCGCGGACAGAGGAAUGCUGCCAGCGCUAGGUGCUCACCGAGAGCGGCGGCUUUCAGAGUCCGGGCAGCCAAGCUUCCUGCCGGAGUUCAGGUGCCAAGGGCGCAGCCCAAGCUGAGCGAGCCGUUCCUGGGGUUCACCAAGACCGCGGAGGUCUGGAACUCCAGGGCCUGCAUGAUGGGCCUCAUCGGGACCUUCAUCGUGGAGCUGAUAUUGAACAAAGGUGUUCUUGAGAUAAUCGGUUUCGAAGUGGGGAAAGGCCUCGAUAUUCCUUUGUAGUCUGCUCUCCCUCCUUGCCUAUGGGAUAUUGAUACUAAGAGCCACAUGAAAAGGUUUGUAGCCACCAAUGGCAAUGCUAUGCAUCAUAGUAAAUAUAUAAACGAGCUCUAAGCAUUUCAUUAUACUUGCUAUUUUUCAUUUUA